CCCCCCCCCCCCCGGCUUGGCGCAAUGAAGCACCAUGCUUCCCAUCAUGCAGCGCUCGCGUCUACUCCUCCGCCGAGCCGCCAUGUUGUCGGAGUGAAAUCCUGGGGUGCCAGAGAGAAACUGGGGCCGAAAUCCGCGACCAUCCACCCUCUCCGCCGGCUGUGGUGGAAUGAGCAGUGUGUGUUGAAGAGGAAAGCAGUGCUCUGGCAGGAUUCCUUCAGCCCCCACCAUAGAACUUCACCCCCCAGCAUGCCUGUGGUGCUGAGCAGUGGAGGACACGCCCCUCCCACUGGGCAAACCCCUCUGGCCACGCCCCCCAGCCAGCAGGGUGUGGCGGGCGCUGGACGCUCCCAGGAUGACGCCAUGGUCGACUACUUCUUCCAGCGGCAGCACGGCGAGCAGCCUGGCAAACAUCGCUGGCCCACUGGGGACAACAUCCACGACAGCCAGGUGCGCUCGAUGGACGAGCUGAACCACGACUUCCAGGCCCUGGCACUGGAGGGACGUGCGAUGGGAGAGCAGCUGCUCACUGGCAAGAAGUUCUGGGAGACGGACGACUCUGGGAAGGACGGGCCAAAGGGAAUCUUCCUGGACCAGUGGAGGGACAGCGCAUGGGGGGCCUCAGAUCACUCGGUGUCGCAGCCAAUCAUGGUGUCCCGCCGGCCAGGACAGGGCUUCCACGGCGGCGGCGAAGUCGGCGUGGGCUCCGUCAUGUCUCCGCGGUCCGAAAGCGGGGGUCUGGGCGUGAGCAUGGUGGAGUACGUCCUGUCCUCGUCGCCGGCGGACAAACUGGACUCCUGCCUUCGGAAAGGACCAUACCGGGACGGAGAGGUGGAGGACGACAAGAGGGACAAGCCCAAAACGGCGUUUGAGGGAGAGAAGUUGAAAGAGCUGACGGAAAGCGAGGCUGACGUCAUCAAUGACGUCAUCAACCCCAACGGGCUGCCCGUGCAGAAUGGCCUCGAUGUGGAUGUGAAAGAGUUUGGCCGCCCUCCAGGCAACAUGGUGCCCUCAGGCCCCGAGGUGGACCUCCUCGGGGGUCCCGGCGGCGUUGGAGUGGACGGGCUGACGCCUUUGGGAGGCGGCGGAGGCCACAAACCCCCGGACGACUUCUCCGGCGUGGAUCAAGGCGGGGUCGCCAUGGACCCCAUGGAGUCGGUGAUGGAGCCGCUUCAGUUCGACUACAACUCGCAGAUGCCCAUGGACUCUGCGCCCACCGUGGGCCUCUUUGACUACACCAACCAGCAGCAGCUAUUCCAGAGGAACAACGCUCUGGCGGUGCAGCAGCUCACGGCGGCGCAGCAGCAACAGUACGCCUUGGCAGCCGCGCAGCAGCCACACAUUGGUCUGGCCCCGGCAUUCGUGCCCAACCCGUACAUCAUCAGUGCCGCCCCGCCAGGCACUGACCCCUACGCAGCGGGGCUGGCAGCCGCAGCAACUCUCGGCCCGGCAGUGAUGCCUCCUCAGUACUACGGCGUCACCCCCUGGGGGGUCUACCCAGCCAACCUCUUCCAGCAGCAGGCAGCUGCAGCCAACAACUCUGCCAACCAACAGGCGGCCAACCAAGGCCAGCAGAACCAGCAACAGGUGAUGCGUGCGGGUGGCAACCAGCGACCUCUGACCCCCAACCAGGGGCAGCAAGGGCAGCAGAAUGACCAGCUGGUGGCGGCCGCGGCGGUCAACUCCGCCCUGGCCUUUGGGCAGGGCCUUGCAGCAGGGGUGCCUGGUUAUCCGGUCCUGGCGCCCGCAGCCUACUAUGACCAGACCGGCGCCCUGGUGGUCAACACCGGCGCGCGCAGCGGGCCCGUUCGCCUCAUGGCGCCGGCGUCUGUCAUCAUAUCUCCGUCUGCGGCGCAAGCAGUUGCAGCAGCGGCGGCUUCAGCGGGCGGGGCCAACGGGGGCCUGGGCGGCGGGGCCAACGGUCCUUUCCGUGCCAUGACCUCCCAGCAGCCUCAGCAGCAGGGCGGCCCCGGCGGCGCUCUCGGCGGGAGCUCCUUCUACGGCUCCUCCUCGCUCAGCUCCUCCUCCCAGAGCUCAUCCCUCUUCUCGCAAGGUUCUGGCCAGCCCGGCCCCGGCUCCGCCUCCUUGGGGUUCAGCCAGCCCGCCUCCUCGUCCCUCGGCGCCACGCUCGGGGCCACGUUGGGAGGCUUCGGCACUGCAGUGGCUAACUCCAGCGGAGGCAGCGGCUCCAGGCGAGACUCCCUGACCGGCGCCAGCGAGCUGUACAAACGCACACCCUCCAGUCUGACCCCCAUCGGCCACGGGGGGUUCUACAACGGCACCUUGGGCUUCAGCCCCUCCCCCGGCCCCGUGGGCAUGCCCCUUCCCAACCAGGGCCCCUCCCAUUCUCUCACCCCUCCACCCUCGCUGUCCAACCACAGCUCCUCAUCCAACCUCAAUCUGGGAGGCUUGACCAAUGGCAGCGGGCGCUUCAUCUCCGCCGCCCCGGGCGCCGAGGCCAAAUACCGUAGCGCCGCCAGCUCGGGCUCCUCCCUCUUUUCGCCCAGCAGCCAGCUGUUCCCGUCGUCGCGGCUACGCUACGGCAUGUCUGACGUGAUGCCGUCGGGCCGGAGCCGCCUGCUGGAGGACUUCAGGAACAACCGCUACCCCAACCUGCAGCUGCGGGACAUCGCCGGCCACAUCAUGGAGUUCAGCCAAGACCAGCACGGCAGCAGGUUCAUCCAGUUGAAGUUGGAGCGAGCCAGCCCAGCCGAGCGCCAGCUGGUCUUCAGUGAAAUCCUGCAGGCCGCCUACCAGCUCAUGGUGGACGUCUUCGGCAACUACGUCAUCCAGAAGUUUUUUGAGUUCGGCAGUCUGGACCAGAAGCUGGCGCUGGCCGAGAGGAUCCGAGGCCACGUGCUCUCCCUGGCCCUGCAGAUGUACGGCUGCAGGGUCAUCCAGAAGGCCCUGGAGUUCAUCCCCUCCGAUCAGCAGGUCAUUAGCGAGAUGGUGCGAGAGCUGGACGGCCACGUGUUGAAGUGCGUGAAGGACCAGAACGGCAACCACGUGGUGCAGAAGUGUAUCGAGUGUGUCCAGCCGCACGCGCUACACUUCAUCAUAGACGCCUUCAAGGGACAGGUGUUUGCCCUCUCCACCCACCCGUACGGCUGCCGGGUCAUCCAGCGCAUCCUGGAGCACUGCCUCCCCGAGCAGACGCUGCCCAUCCUGGAGGAGCUCCACCAGCACACGGAGCAACUGGUGCAGGACCAGUACGGCAACUACGUCAUCCAGCACGUGUUGGAGCACGGCCGGGCCGAGGACAAGAGCAAGAUCGUGGCGGAGAUCCGGGGGAACGUGCUGGGACUCAGCCAACACAAGUUUGCCAGCAACGUGGUGGAGAAGUGUGUGACGCACGCCUCGCGGGCCGAGCGGGCGGUGCUGAUCGACGAGGUGUGCAGCCUGACGGAGGGCCCCCACAGUGCCUUAUACACCAUGAUGAAGGACCAGUACGCCAACUACGUGGUGCAGAAGAUGAUCGACGUGGCGGAGCCCACCCAGCGCAAGAUCGUCAUGCACAAGAUCCGGCCCCACAUCUCCACGCUGAGGAAGUACACGUACGGCAAACACAUCCUGGCCAAGCUGGAGAAGUACUACAUGAAGAACGGCGUGGACCUGGGCCCCCUCUGCGGGCCCCCCAACGGCAUCAUGUAAACCCGUUUCCGUGGCAACCCUUCCGGAGGAGCCCGUUGCUUUUUUUAGGUCAUAUGCCCGCAACAUCUCUCAGGCCGGCCGACUUGACUUCAGGCGUGGCGGCGGUGAGACUCCUUCCAUUUCUCUUCCUCCCUUUCUUCUUUUCCAUCUUUCUUUCACUUUGAGGCUCCUCCUUCUUUUCCACACCGGCCUACACAUCACUUAGCAUGGGAGGUGGCUUCUCUGCUCUUGCUUCUAUAAAUAUAACCUGUAUACUUGGUGUAGACCUUUGCAUAUACAUAUAUACAUACAUAUAUAUAUAUAUAUAUAUAAAUAUAUAUAUACAACUUUGUAGUUUUUCUGGGUUUUGAUGUUGACUCUGUAUCUAUAGUGUAUCCUAGUAGUGACCACAUACUGUAUAAUUGUACAUUUGUAAACCCCUUGUAAUGUAAAAGUGCUUUACCGCCAUUUUUUUGGGUAUGAGGGAAGAAAAAAAGGCAAGAAAAAGAGCUGGCUGGAGAACAAAAAAAAAAGUUAGAACUCCCCUUUUGUGCAUUUCAGUGUAUAUUCUCCCCCUCAGUUGUGACAUGAGUUGUUGUAUAUUGUAAAUUGUAAUAUCAAAUGUUUUGUUUUCUAUACAGCGUAGUACUUGUACAAACAUUGGACACGCCUGCUUUUAUCUUGUCACUGCUUAACUUAAAAAAGCUCCCACCGACUUCCAUUUUUUUUGGAUCUUUUUUUCUUUUCUUUUUUUUAAACAUCUUUUAUAGGAACGCUCCACCUCACCAAAAGUGGUCACGUGUGAAAGGUUUUUGCUGACUGUACAGAGAGGAUUCUUGUGUUUUUUUUCGGGCCAUUUCUUAGGCGCUGUAUGAUAGUGUCCAGGUAUUUAGUUGUUGUUUGGGGUGACAGGGGUGUACAUUUGGAGCAGCCUUGUGUAUAUUUACUACCAGCACACCUUGUAACCAUAUGUGUAUAGUUAACAGAACCUGUGUAUGCUUAUUGCCUGGGCGACUAUUUUUUGUAACUCCUGUUGUAGAUUGUCUCUAAACAACUGUGUGAUCUUUAUUUUGAAACCAAACAAAAACAAAAGAAACAAAACAAACAAACAAAAAACUUUGAAAAUUGAA
Molecule: messenger RNA, 4760 nt
Organism: Nerophis ophidion (straightnose pipefish)
Lineage: Eukaryota; Metazoa; Chordata; Actinopteri; Syngnathiformes; Syngnathidae
Gene: pum1
Product: pumilio RNA-binding family member 1
Exons: 23
Coding region: 25-3651 (1208 amino acids)
Biological process (GO): miRNA processing; regulation of mRNA stability
Cellular component (GO): cytoplasm; cytosol
Molecular function (GO): mRNA 3'-UTR binding
Source: RefSeq, a predicted model, not a curated record